AUGCUCAACAUCCAGACGCCGUCUGAGGAGCAGGUCCAGCAGCAGGCUUCCAUAUACGACUACACGUACAGCUCGACGAGCGCGCUGGCGGCUCAGGACCGGUUCGGUGACAAUGUUCGCCGCAUGGACCGCAAGUUCACCAUGUUCGGCAAGGCGUCCUACCAGGCCACCAACAUCCUGGAGCGUCAUCUGGUGAUUGGCCAUGCUUACAACAUGGAGGAGCUGGUACGUCUGUCGCUGCAGGAGGGCGGCGUCAAGACCUUCAAGACCCUCUUCCACGUGGAGAACGUGCCUGGCACGUCAGCGCUCGGUGCUCCAAUGAAUGAAUAUGUCAUCAAGUGGGAGGGCAUGCAGGCGCGCGUCACGCGCACCAACGUCGAGUGCACCAACGGGUACAUCCACGUCAUCGACGGAGUCAUGAUGCGGGCGCGUGACGUCACCACCAGCGGAGCGCCGGCGGCGGCGUACAUGGCGCUGCGGUAG
Messenger RNA from Pollicipes pollicipes, 483 nucleotides. Its product is annotated as fasciclin-1-like. The record is from RefSeq and is a predicted model, not a curated record. Lineage: Eukaryota; Metazoa; Arthropoda; Thecostraca; Pollicipedomorpha; Pollicipedidae. The coding region runs from base 1 to 483 and encodes 160 amino acids. The transcript is spliced from 7 exons.